This is a messenger RNA of Athalia rosae (coleseed sawfly), 2072 nucleotides long. RefSeq names its product chymotrypsin-2-like. The transcript has 7 exons. Lineage: Eukaryota; Metazoa; Arthropoda; Insecta; Hymenoptera; Athaliidae. The record is from RefSeq and is a predicted model, not a curated record. Gene Ontology annotation, molecular function: serine-type endopeptidase activity. Gene Ontology annotation, biological process: proteolysis. The coding region runs from base 1149 to 1943 and encodes 264 amino acids.
GAACAGGCGUUGCAGGCGACGCGCUACGAGGGGCUUGCAUCUGAAAUAUUUAUUCCAUAUAUGUAUACGAAGACGUACGAAUGUAUAUACGAGUACGCUAUUUUCUUUCAGAUUUCCCGAGGAGAAAAUACCCGAGAGAGCGGGUUGAAAAUUACGAGGAAAUGAUCGGGCGACUGUCCGACGUCGGAUUCUUUUGUAUCUCAAGACCGCGUCCCCGGUUCUACACGCGAUAUCAUAAAUUGCACAAUCUCUAAUCAGGGGCCCCCUCGUCUACUUCGUCAAGUAAUCGCGGAGAUGGAAUCCCAGAAUUGGCACGGAUGUCAAUAAAUUCCAACGGUGAAGCGAUAACGCGGAGCUUAGAUCCGCCUCCGAGAAUUAAUUUCAAUCACCGAUUGCCUCUAUAUGUACCGCGACACACGGGGUGAACUGAUUAGGAUGAUCGUUUGAUCAGGCGAUUCGGUAACGGUAUUCUUGCGGGAAUAGAAAUUAUCGAAAUCCGCGAGUUCGUGGUUCGCUGGGGAACUCGAACGUUUUCAUUUGUUACGUUUAAUUUGUUUGCUUCUUUUUUUGGUUUUAUUGGUUUUGUUUUUUCUCUAAUUAACGCCCUUUCGUUAAUGGUCGAUCGAUCGUUACGAUGUUCCGUUCGAUCGAGUUUCUCCCCGAUUCCGCAUUAUACCGGGUACACUACAGCUUUUCAGCUUUAUCGAGCUUCCAGACUCCUAGCGUAACAUCCUGUCGGAGGUUUAUUCGAGUCACGAUUUUCAGAUUCCCGACUAGAUCUCUCGACUACUCGGUUCCUUAACAUUACUAUACCCCCACAUGCGACUAAGGAGGAAGACUAAGAGCAGAAAGAGAAAGUAGCGAGUGGAAAUAGGAAAGUGGAAAGAAGAAGGUAGGAGCUUUUUAUCCGCUCCGGCCUCCCGGUGCAACCGAACUCCAAGUAUAUAAAAGCUCGAUAAACUUUACGGAGGUAAAAUAACAAGAAUAUGGGUGUUCCACUACUGAAACACCAGCGGAGAGAUUUUGAUACGAGGGUUCAUAAAUUAUGAACCAAAUGGGCAGUGGCGACGGUGGUGCGGUGAAAACUCGCUUCAGAUAAACGCCAUGCCAAGAGGAAGAAAAACGCUUUCAACACUUUAUAAAUAGAAAUGCAACGAGCUCUGCUCACGUCAUUUCAAUUCCCCGUUAGUUGCACAAUGAAUCGUGUUUUCCGUCUGCUGGUCUGUCUGGUUGCACCUGCUACCUUGUGCAACGGCUACAACGAUGGAGUUAAAAUCGUCGGAGGCUCGGUAGCAUCCGAAGGGAGUUUUCCGUAUCAAGUAUCUCUGCGUGUGAAAAACGGUCAUUUUUGCGGUGGUUCGAUUUUGAGCAAGCGAUGGAUAUUGACGGCAGGUCACUGCGUCGUCGGUCAGAGAGCCGGUAGAGUGAGCGUGGUCGUCGGGACGAAUCUGCUUUCGAGAGGAGGCGAUUCUUAUGCCGUGGAAAAAUUGCUACUUCACGGGGAUUACGAUCCGUUGCCCAUCAAGAACGACAUUGGCCUCGUUCGCGUCACCGACGACAUUGUCUUCGGUCCAAAAGUACAAGCUGUUCCGCUACCCCACCAAGAUUUCACCGAUUUCGACCAGACAGCGGUUCUGUCCGGAUGGGGAAGAAUAACCUAUCCAGGUGGGAUUCCGGAUGCCCUGCAAACCAUCGAUCUGCGAGUUAUCUCACAAAAAUCGUGCGCCGCCAUUUUUUCGGGAGUAACUGAAUCCAAUAUCUGCACUUUGACCAAAGAAGGACAAGGAGCUUGCCAUGGCGAUUCUGGCGGUCCAUUGACAGCGGAUGGUGUGCAGAUUGGAAUUGUUUCCUACGGAAUGCCUUGUGCCAGAGGAUAUCCCGACGUCUAUACGAAUCUAUGGAGUUACGUGGAUUGGGUGAAAGAACGUAUCGGCGAUGAGUAAUUUCGAUUGGAUCUUUAUUAAAACCAAAGCCAUAGAUGAAAAUGGUGUAUUCGUGAGUCGCGAAUCGCACCGUCGUUGCUUACAAAUGUUGAGAUUUUUCGCAAAUAAAUUCAUACCCUUACUGCUUUA